Messenger RNA from Aedes albopictus (Asian tiger mosquito), 5244 nucleotides. It is a transcript of the gene Asph, whose product is annotated as aspartyl/asparaginyl beta-hydroxylase. The transcript is spliced from 17 exons. Gene Ontology annotation, biological process: peptidyl-aspartic acid hydroxylation. The record is from RefSeq and is a predicted model, not a curated record. Gene Ontology annotation, molecular function: peptidyl-aspartic acid 3-dioxygenase activity; protein binding. Gene Ontology annotation, cellular component: endoplasmic reticulum. Bases 485 to 4864 code for a protein of 1459 amino acids. NCBI's taxonomy places the organism in Eukaryota, Metazoa, Arthropoda, Insecta, Diptera, Culicidae.
UUUGUUUUUACACCAUGUACCGUUAUAGACCGGGUCGGGUGCUGCCGGACAGAAUCCAAAUCUCGCGCAGCACAUAAGCAAAGCAGGAGAAAGGCAAAAACGCUCCCGUCCGAGAGUGGACGACACAGAAGGACGUGAUAGUGAUCAUUGCUACGCUACACAAGAAGAAAACGUGAAAGAGAUCCGAGGUGCGUUUGACCGGCACAAGUUUAAUGAUCGCGGCGACCAUCUCUCGGCGCACGCAACGGAACGGAGAAAGAACCAUUCAUUUUCAGUUUCAGUCGACGAGAACCCAUCGUGCGGUUUAGACACUCGCGACAGUCAGUGAUAAGACGCCAGCAGGGCAAUAGGUUCGUUUUCCGGUUGAUUUUAUGAAUUUCUUUGGAGAGGCAAGAGUGCCCACAGUGAUUAAGUGAUCAGAAGUAUCCCCCUUGGGAGUUGGUUGAAAUUUGGUCUGAUAAGUGAACUUAAAGCUCAUUGAGGCAUGUCGGGAGACGUUCAGCCAAGGAAGCGCAAGGACAAGAAGAGGAAGAAAGAUGAUGAGGACACCGUUAAGGAAACCCCCGCUCCCAAGGUGACGGCCGGAGCCGCCCAGGCUGCCACUCAGCCAGGUGACAUUCAGAUGCACGUGCACAAUGAUCACGGUACCGGAGGACACUGGUGUGCAAAAGUUGUGUUCUUUAUUCUCCUGACCGGGUUGGGUGCUCUGAUUGGUUUGAUCAUUCUCGAGAAUCGAGGUGUUUCGAAUGCCGACACGCCCCUAUCGGAAUCGCGAUACGCCGAAUACUUUGACGGGUGGGUGGACGAAAACCGUGAAGAUGAUCAUCACCACGAGGAGAUUCUGGAAGCGUUGAAUCAACUGGAUGAACACGAAGAUGAAGAACACGGUGACCAUGGUGGUGACGAUCAUGGUGAAGAAGAGGAAGAAGAUGAUGGGGCUCCUUACGCCGAAGAAGAAGACCAUGAUGAAGAACGUGAGCUGGAAGAUGAAGAAGACGAAGGUGAGCUUCCGAAGUUAGACGACGACGAGGUAGAGGAAAUUGUGGCCACCGAAAAGAAGGUCGUUCGGCAGGAAGCGCAAGCUGCAGCGGACGAUGAAGAUGACGAUGAUGAUACUAAUGAGGGUGGUUAUGAAGCCGAUGAUGAUAAUCAGGCUGACGCCGAAGAAGAUGAGGAAGAGAAUGAUGAAGAAGAAGAUGAAGAAGAAAUAGAGUACAACGACGAAGAAGCCGAUGAUUUCGUCGAUGACGGUGGUGACGAAGACGUCGAUGACGAUGACGACGAGAACGAUAAGGAAGAUGAUGCUACAAAAACAACCGCAAAGACAGUUGACGACAACGACGACGACGAUCAACCUGAUGAUGAUGAUGACGACAACGUGAAUGAUGGAGAUGAUAAUGAUGAUGGCGAGGAUAAGGAUACCGGUGCUGGCGAUUUCGGCGACGAUGGAGAUGAUGAUAAUGAUGAUAAGGAACCUGAAUUGGAACAAAAUGAUGAUGAUGAUGAUGAUCAAAAUGAUGAGGAUCAGGAUGAUAAUGACCAAGACAGUGACGAUAAUCAUGGUCUGAACGAAGUUGAUGGUGACAAUGAUGAUGACAAUGACAAUGACGAUGGUGAUAAUGUAGAUGACGAAGAGUUAGACAACGAUGAUGAUGAUGACAAUGAGCCGGCAGUCGCUGAUCGUCAAACCGAUGGCGACGCUGAUGACGAUGACAAUGACAAUCAAACUGCUGAUGAUGGUGAUGAUGACGAUGAUGCCGAUGAAAUUGAUCAGCUCGCUGGAGAAGAUGACGAUGACGACGAUGAUACCGUUGAAGGAAACUCACCAUUCGAUGAGGAGAAUCAAACUAAUGCUUUGAAUGAUCAAGCUAACAAACUGAGACCGAGAGAUGUUGUACAGAAUAAGACUGAAGAAGUUAUAGUUGAUAAGGAUGCUGGAAUAGAGAAGACUGUUAGGACAAGAGAUUCCAUGAAGGAUGAAACGCCUGUUGAACCAAUCGUUAGUGCUGAAUUACUAAAAACUCAAAUGGAUGAUCUGGUAGAAAACUAUAACAAACUAGCUGAAAUGAUGAACUUACCUAAAGAGGAAACUUUUGUUCAAAAGGAUCCCAAUCAAGUGAAUCAUAAGGACGAUGAUGAUCAAGUGAACGAAGACGACAAAAAACCUACCACCGCUAACGACAACAAUGACGAUGAUGAUGAAGAUGACGAUGAUAAUGACGACUUUGAAAACUUCGUCGACAAUGACGGUGGCGAAGAAGAGUACCUCGCAAAACUACGGAAGGAACAGGAGCAACGAACCCAGCAGAAACAACAAGAAGAAAAAGCCGAGCCCCGAGAAGAAUCGUCUCUUGUGGUGCAGAUCUUGGUUGGCGCAGCCCUGAUCGGAGCUGCUCGUAUCCUUCUGAUGCCUUCCGCCCGUGGUUCUUCGCCACGGCCACAAUCAGUAUCCCAUGACCAAACGGCGCCAUCGAAAAGCGCAUACCAACAUCCCUCUUCGGUUGACGAACAGGAACAGGAAGCCACCUUGAUGGGCAAUCUGAGCGAACGACUGCUCCGGACCGAGAUGGCAGCCGCCAAUCUGGUCGAGAAAGCCGAAAUUAUAGAGGAGCUGCUUAGUUCAGGGCAACAACCUCGUUCGGUAUUGGAGGAUUUCGUCAAUGCUGCCAGCAGUGGAUUGGAAGAUGAGGAAAUUGUCGAAGGCAAUGUCAUCCUCAUCGAAGGUGACGACGGAGAACUGUACUCCGGGGAUGAUGAGUACGACUACGAACUGGAAGAUGACUACGGCGAAGAGCUUGAAGAAAUUGAAGAGGAGGAAGAAUACGAAGAGGAAGAAGAACGAAAACUGGUCGAACAGGAACUCGAGAUCGGCUCCUUUGUGCCGACGACUUUCGAAGAGUUCAGUUCUAUGUACCGGUCGCCUUCGAGUGGCGAAACCAACGAGUCUAUCCCGGUGCCUCCAGAACCGGUUUCUGAGCCAACCCCAGCUGUUGUGGCCCCUGAACCUCCAAUCAAGGAAUUUCCAAAAAGUUCACACAAAGAAUCUCCUCUAAUGAAGAAAAAGCCCCCCAAGGGAGCAUUGAACAAGCUCAUCUACGGACUCCACAAAGAACCACUGAUCACUGCAGAGGAUCUCCAGCAAUCGAUAGAGGCUAGAGCAGUAGCAUCUACGAGUCAAUCAACAAAAGAGAAGCACGUGGAGUUCAUACUUCCGGAACAGGUUUCGGAAAUUCCUUCGCCCGAAGAGGAACUUCCCAUGGAAGUUCCCGAAGAUAUUGUCGAUAAUGGAAGUAAAGAAAAUCUAUUCAUUCCCUAUGAUGAUGAUGGAGAUAUAGAAGACUCGUACGAGGAUGAACUGAUGUAUGAAGACGAGGAAGAGCUGGAUUCGGUUUUGCUGCGACAGUAUCCUUCGGAUGAGGAGGAAGAACCGUUCUCGGACGACGAUCUUUCCGAUGUCGAUGAUUCAGAGUUGAUGAGACGCCUGGAAGAGAAAUACGGCAAGUUGGAGGUGAAGAAGGAUCCUGUCGCCCAACCCGAGGACGAGGAUGAAGAAGAAGGCAGCUGGACAAAGAUUCCCUCUAGGCCUAGUGAAUCUCAAAUCUACGAGGAAGAACUGAAUCGAGCGAGAAGACAUCUCGAUGAGCUGAAGAAUCCGAAGAAAGCACUGGAAGAAUACGAGUCACUGCUGCGUAAACAUCGAAGCCUGGUUCCGGCCCUGAUUGGCAAGGCACGUGCCCUGGAUGCUCUGGCUGAGCAACAGCAAAGUAAUACACUGCUAGGGGAAGCCAUCGAAGCCUACAGGGAUGUGGUAUUUUUGGGGAAGGCCGUAGAUGACGAAACGGUCAAAGUCGCUGGAGAGCGGUGCAUCGAUCGGUCUCGAUUCCGUGGACAGUACCUGAAGGUGGUCGAUGUACACCAGGAGCUGAUACGGCGGUUCGAUUCCGAGCCCAAGUUCAGGAAUCAACUGGCGGUGACCUAUCUGCUGGCGAACAGAUUGGCUGAAGCUAAGGCAGUCCUUCACGAAACCUUAAUGCGCUGGAUCGACGAUGGAUUUGCCCUGGUCCACUACGGGUUUGUGCUGAAGAAUCACGAUAAAGACAUGGAACUGGCAGCGCAAUAUCUUCGCGAGGGCAUCGAAACCGAACAGGAAGGAACUCAAGAUGGACGAUUUUACUUCCAUCUGGGAGAUGCCUUGCAGCGACUAGGGCUGCAACAGGAAGCCUUGGACGUAUAUCGAAAAGGUGCCGAGAAGAAGCUGUUUCUAUCGAUGUAUCAACGAUCGUUGUACAAUGUGGACAGUCUCAAGUCACGUCCGUUUUGGACGAUCGAGCAGACCACAUACGCUGCUCAGCUGGAGUUGAUCCGAUCCCAGUGGACGGCAAUCCGCGACGAGGGCCUCAAGCUGCUGAACUCAGCUGGAAAUUUCAAAGACGAAGCCGAGAACCUCCGUGACACCGGAGAUUGGAAGCAGUUUGAGCUGUUCUUCCGGGGUCAUCGGAUAGACAAGAACUGUGCCAAAGCACCGCUGACCUGUCGGCUGGUGGAACAGUUUGCGGCGGCUCGCAGUUGCAAACGAGGUCAGGUGAAGUUCAGUGUGAUGCACCCGGGGACGCACGUGUGGCCGCAUUGUGGACCAACUAACUGCCGAAUACGGGCACAUUUGGGACUGAAGGUGCCGAGCGGCACGUUUAUACGUGUCGCGGAAGAAACGAGGUCAUGGGAGAACGGUAAGUGGCUCAUCUUCGACGACAGCUUCGAGCACGAAGUGUGGCACAAUGGCACCAGCACCCGGCUGGUGCUCAUUGUCGACUUUUGGCACCCGGACCUGACGGAAUCUCAGCGAAAGUCACUUUCGCCGAUCUGAGAAUGCAACAACAGCGGUAUUCGUCACACCAGGUAAUUUCGAAUCAAAAGCCUUAUCUCGGUGCAAACUCUCACCAAAGACGUUAGAUGUAACACAAAAAAAAAGGUCGAGGUCGAUCAUGUAUCAAAUAGAAAAGUGCAUUUCUUUUUAAUCGCUGCUUUAUUUUAUGUUUUGAUUUGAAUUUUACAAACCGAGUGAGAUGUAGAAACUAUAAGAGCGAAUCAUCUGUAUAUGUUAAGUGAGAAAUGAGAAUAUUUUUAGAAGUUUGUUUAUACAUGAACAAAUACGACUACUUGAGUUUAGCCAUGAGGACAAUCAAAGACUUAAAGGAAGAGGACAAAUAUCGUAUUAUAAGAGUUUUAAUACAAAUCGUUAUUAAA